AUGGCUUCUCGAAGUCGCGAGCCACAGGUAGAGGUCAUUCCAGAGACUUAUGAACUUCCUGUCAUUGCCGGUGAGCUUCCGACCACCGACGAGAUAGAGGCCUAUGCAGCAGAAUAUAUGGCCACUGUGACACCCCCCGUUGUGAGUGUGCAUGAAUUAGCUCCCAUCGACGGCGGAUGGAAGGCCUGGCGGUUCUGCAUCUCCGGAUUUUUGUUGGAAGUGGUGACUUGGGGUUUCACGUUUAGUCGCUUUCAUUGCGUCUUCGUCCUCUCUAGUUAUGGUAUAUUCCAAGAUUAUUAUACAUCCAACCCACCUUUCAACAAAGCCUCGCCGGUGUUGAUCGCUGCAGUGGGGACGACGGCGAUUGCUAUUCAAUACAUGGAGGUACCUGACUUUGUAUUGUCUAUUUUUGACCAUGUGGACAACGUAUUUUUGCAGACAAUAUUCCUGUCUCUGUUUUUCGAGCGCUAUCCUGACCUGCUGCAAGUCAGCAUCUACGUUGGGCUCUUAAUCGCCUCACUGUCCCUAUUAUUGGCGAGCUUCGUAAACCAGAUCUGGCAGCUUGUAAUGCUCCAAGGUGUGCUUUUCGGCAUAAGCGCCGGACUAAUGUAUUUCCCCAUCCUCGUUCUACUGCCUCAAUGGUUCGUCCAACGUCGCGGCCUCGCCACCGGGAUCAUAUUCUCAGGUUCUGGUCUUGGCGGCGAGUUCCUCUUUGUGGUUGUGCAUCCCAUGCUGGUGCUGAACGCAAAGCACAGGUUUCGUAUUUCCGUUCCUGUUGGAGUUGUUACUAAACAAGCUCGGAUUCCGAUGGACCUUACGACUCCCCGCCUCCCAGUACCUAGAUUCCAGCGCGGCCAAAGUAGGCCCCGUUUCAUUCCUCCACAAAUGCAUUUCAUCAAGACGCCUCUCUUCUGGUCUCUGGUUGUUUCUACAGCGCUCCAGGCAAUGUCAUUUUUCUCCGUCUCACUCUACAUCGCGCCCUUCGUCAAAGUCAUAUCCUCGCCGCUCUCAGCGUCCAUCGCUCUAUCGCUGUUCAACUCCGCAGGUGUCGUCGGGCAGAUCGUCGUCGGACACUUAUGCGAUCGCCUCCCGUACGCCUGGAUCAUGUUUAUCAGUACAUUGGGGAGUGGGAUGGCUGUAUUCUUGCUUUGGGGCUUCGCCCAUACGCUCCCCCUGGUGUUUACAUUCGCCAUCAUUUUCGGCGGUCUGAUGGGCGGUUAUUGCUCGGUAGGACCAGUAGCCGCCGCCGACUGUGCUGGCAAUAAGCCGGAACAGUCCAGCUUGAUCUGGGCGUUGACAUAUUUCGCUAAGGGGGCUGCAGUAGUCAUCGGUCCCAUCAUCUCCGGCUUUCUCUAUGACGUAGGGAGAGCGUCAGCAGAAGGGUCAAGCAUGCGGUAUGGUGCCUUUGGCUUUGAGCAGCUGGAGGUUUUCGUGGGCACCUGCGCAGUUGCUACUAGUGUCACGAGUAUCCUCGUCGCUGCGACGAGGCAGAGGGUUCGUGGGUAG
Molecule: messenger RNA, 1506 nt
Organism: Fibroporia radiculosa
Lineage: Eukaryota; Fungi; Basidiomycota; Agaricomycetes; Polyporales; Fibroporiaceae
Exons: 7
Coding region: 1-1506 (501 amino acids)
Biological process (GO): transmembrane transport
Cellular component (GO): fungal-type vacuole membrane
Molecular function (GO): transmembrane transporter activity
Source: RefSeq, a predicted model, not a curated record